Molecule: messenger RNA, 555 nt
Organism: Hevea brasiliensis (rubber tree)
Lineage: Eukaryota; Viridiplantae; Streptophyta; Magnoliopsida; Malpighiales; Euphorbiaceae
Exons: 3
Coding region: 1-555 (184 amino acids)
Source: RefSeq, a predicted model, not a curated record
AUGCCCUCAUAUGCUAAAUUCCUGAAAGAAAUUUUAUUAAACAAGAGGAGAUUAGAAGAUUAUGAAACUGUGGCAUUAACAGAGGAGUGUAGUGCUCUCUUACAAAAUAAACUUCCACCAAAAUUGAAGGAUCCAGGGAGUUUCUCUAUUCCUUGUCACAUUGGGGAUACUAGUAUUGAAAAGGCAUUGUGUGAUCUUGGAGCUAGUGUAAGCUUGAUGCCACUCUCCAUUUGUGAAAAGCUGAAGGUAGGAGAUUUGAAGCCCACCACCAUUUCUUUGCAACUAGCUAAUAGAUCUAUCAAAUAUCCAGUGGGAAUUUUGGAGAAUGUGCCAUUGGAGGUUGGAAAAUUUUUUAUUCCUGUGGAUUUUGUGGUUCUUGAAAUGGAAGAGGAUAUUCGCAUACCUCUUAUUUUAUCAUGUUUGGGUGGUUUUGUUGGGUUGUUGUUGGUAAUUUGGGUUUGUGUUGGAUUGCUAUAUGAGGGAGUAUCUGUGUUAGGCUAUAAGCUCCAGCCUCCAGGAGCGGAGGGAGGGGACCAAGGCUUAGCCCAACACUGA